CCGCACCCCGCCCGCCGCACGGCAUUGAGAGGAUUGCAGUGGCAUUCUAAGGUCAUUUAAAAUCAUGACAAGCUCAGUCGGACAGAAGAAAGUCUCCUCCAGACAAAGGAAGUGUGGGUUCUGUCGGUCGAAUAAAGAUAACGAAUGUGGGCAGUUGCUGAUGUCGGAGAACCAGAAGGUGGCGGCACAUCACAAGUGUAUGUUGUUCUCGUCCGCGCUGGUGUCUUCACACACUGAUAAUGAGAGUCUUGGUGGAUUCUCUAUUGAAGAUAUUCAGAAAGAAAUAAAGAGAGGCACAAAACUGAUGUGCUCUUUAUGCCACUGUCCUGGAGCGACCAUUGGCUGUGAUGUGAAAACGUGUCACAAGACAUAUCACUACUACUGUGCUUUGCAUGAUAAAGCUCAGAUAAGAGAGAAACCUUCACAAGGCAUUUACAUGAUUUUAUGUCGAAAACACAAGAAAACUACGCAUAACUCUGAAGCAGAUUUAGAAGAAAAUAUCAAUGAACACGAAUUGGAGCCUUCACCUCCCAAAGGAAAAAGGAGGGGUCGUAAGGGAAAGCCAAGAAAAACAAAUUUAAAAGGGCAAUCAGAAGACACUAGAUCUACGUCCUCACAUGGCACAGAUGAAAUAGAAAGCAGUUCCUAUAGAGACAGGUCUCCCCACAGAAGCAGCCCCAGUGAUACAAAACCUAAAUGUGGAUUCUGUCAUGCAGGUGAAGAAGAAAAUGAAGCUAGAGGAAAGCUUCAUAUAUUUAAUGCCAAAAAGGCUGCAGCACACUAUAAGUGCAUGUUGUUCUCUUCUGGCACUGUCCAGCUAACAACAACUUCAAGGGCAGAAUUUGGUGAUUUUGAUAUCAAAACUGUACUUCAAGAAAUCAAGAGAGGAAAAAGAAUGAAGUGCACACUCUGCAGCCAGCCUGGUGCUACUAUUGGGUGUGAAAUCAAAGCCUGCAUAAAAACAUACCAUUACCACUGUGGAGUAGAAGACAAAGCUAAAUACAUUGAGAAUAUGUCACGAGGAAUUUAUAAACUCUAUUGUAAAAAUCAUAGUGGAAAUGAUGAAAGAGAUGAAGAGGAUGAAGAAAGAGAAAGCAAAAGCCGUGGCAAAUCAGGCACUGACCACAAUGACAUUCCUCAGCAGCAGCUCAAUGGAAACUAGGUUCAAGGGACAGAGUUAUAGAACUGGGAAUGGCUAAGACAUCAUAACUACUAAUUCUUUUAAAUUGUUUUCUAAAAAUCAGAAAAGGGUUAGUAACUUUUUACUACCCAACUCUGUUAGAAAUUUCAUUGAACUGCCUGAAACGUUCAUGUGUGUGAGCCUUCAGUAAGUGGCAGAGUUUUACAUGUCAAUAUUAUGUAGUUUGUAGUCUGCAGUGUCUGGAAAAAAAAUGAAACACUAUAUAAAUGAUAUGUAAUAUGUACAGUGUCAAAAGUUAAGGCAGACAUUGAAAUGAAGUAAGAUCUAUAUUUCUGGACUGAAUAAAAACUUAAAGAUUUGGAAUGUGUAAGUUGUUUAGUGGAUUCACGCAAUGAGGGAAGGUCUUAGCUAGUUUAAUUAACAGCAUGGACAAGUCCGUGGUGGCAACGAGCUGGUACUUUGUGAAUUUUGCAUUUUCUUCCUGCACAACUUCGGAGGCUGUACAUGGCAGAGCUGCUUUUGCUUGGGAAGCUCCCAGUAGGAAAGGACUCGGUGUACACGAAGCACGCUUGAACAUUUCAGGUUGUUCCUGUUGGGAUUGCUCAUCCCGCCUGGCAUUGUUUGCAGGAGGUUUACUUGAGCAGCUGUUGGUUCUGAGCUGUGAGCUUUAGAACUCAUGCCAAAGGGCUGUAGUUCAUUCUUUCCCCAAAAACCCACCUCUUUCUGUGUCCUGAUAUACAAAGAACACCUCACCAAGUGUGAUUAAAACCCAACUGUACAAAUGUUUGGACUUCGCAGCCCAAUCUCUUUUACUUCAGAGAGUUACAACUCUUAACUCACUAUGGAAUUCAGCCACCAUAUCUGACAUCCAUACCUCAGGUGUUCUCUGUUGUGUGGAACACUUCAUGUUUUGUCAAGAAUGUGCAUAAAGGUCCCAUAUUCUGUAAGAAGAAUGAGGAAACAACCUUUUUUGCUAGAUUGGUAUUUAUUUUUUAAUCAUAUGACCACUAUAUGGGAAACUUCGUGUAUCAUCCUUAUUGUUUUAGCGAUUUUUUUUUCUUCUCUCUGUCAAGUCAACAAUCACAUAAUGGAAUUCUACUUGCUGGAAUUUGAUGUUCCUUGAGGGAACAAUCAGAUCUGGGCUAUACCAAACCUAACAGAACAGUCCUCUGACUGCUUUCAAAACACCUUGUCAUUUCUAAUGAUUACUGGCUUCUUCAAUUGGUCUGUUAAAGCACAUCCUCAGACUUAUUUAAAUAAAACCAAAAAGCUGAAUCUAGUCCACAUGUUUGUCUGUUGCUACCGCAUCACCUUAUUGUUUGUUUAGGGUUUUGACUUGUUUCACUCUGAACUCCCAAAAAAAACUUCUGCAUUUGAAGGAAGGAAACAAGCAAAAGACACUGAUUUGACUAUAAACUGCUACAGUUCUUCUGUGAUUGGUAUUGCAAAACCGGUUCAUUUGUAACAUGAGUUUCUGUAGCAUUUUUUACUUGUAUUUUUAAGAUUUAACGUGUGUCAUUUGUCUUCUUAUGCAUUCCCUUAAUGUCUUGAGGGACUCAAUUACUGUAUAUUGGAGUUUCUAACAUUUUACCUGUUAGAAUUCAAACAAUUCUGUUUGCUUUCCUGGAGAAUAAUCCUGUUUGGAAAGAAAUAUUGCUGUGUACAGAAAAUAUUCAGUUACUGCUCUAAACAUGAUGCCAUUGAUCAUUUUUAUUUUGUAUUUGUAACUUUCAAAAUUAAAAGUGUGACUUGAAUUGCAAUGACAGAUCGAUUAUUGAAAUUGUCUAUCAAGGUGUUUUGUUUCUCCUAGAACAUGAACAUUUUUCAGCCACUCAGAGCAGUUUUAGAAUGCAAAAUAGCAUCCUUCAAUAUUGAAAUUACUUCAGUCUGUGCCUGGGACAUGGCCCUCCCAUGGAAAAAAGGCACUUUGUUUGCAGCUACUGUAUUUAACUAAGUUUGCAUGGGGUAGAUCUGCCAGCAUACUGACUGUAUUUGAGACUGAGCUCUAAUUCAUUGUGUCAGUGGCUUAGUAUAAUAUUCAGUCCAAUAACUCACUUGUUAUGGAUAAAUGACCCCAUUCCAUGCCUCAAAGAACCAGAACAGCACUUCACCUUCGGGUAGCAGAAAAGCAAGUGGCUGGUUUCCCUGUUACCCCUGUGUGCUGAAAUGGCCUGGUGAAACUGUCAUCAAUUCAGAAUUCAUGGAAGCAAAGUCAAAAGCAAAGACCUUUUCUUACAAGCCUCAGAUUUGUCAUAACUGACUUCAACUCAUGUAUGCUGGGUAAAAGUGCCUUACAAUGUACAAAUUGUAUUUAUAUGUUCCCAAGUAGCAUCACCUGCUGGGGAGUAAUUCUGUCGUGGUGUUAAUAUUUAGAAGAAAUGUACCUCAGCAGUGUAUUUACUGUACAUCUCUUUCGUCCUUAAUUGUAGUUUUAAAAAGCAUGACAAUGUAUCAUAGUAUACAACAUUUGCAUCAUUUUUCUAAAAAACAAAAUACUGCCAUUACUGGUUUUUUAUGUGUAUUUUAGCUUGGAAUUUCAGACAGUCUGUCUGAAUUUUUUGGGGUUUGUUUUGGUUUGCAGGUUUUGUUGGGGUUUUUUUGUUGGUUGGUUUGUUUGUUUGGUUUGUUUUGUUUUGUUUUUGUUUGUUUUUUUGGUAAAACAAUGUAAUCUUUGCAAGCAUAUACUGAAGAUUAUUCCAGAGCAUCUACUGCCUUCCCAGAAAUGUUAGAAGUAAUGAAAGUGUGCUAUAGGUGAACUAGGUAUGUUUAAAUUAGCUAGUUAAAUUAAUACAGUCAGUUCAUUACUGAGAUUUUUUUUUUACUAGGCACCUUCUGCUUUCAUCUCACAAUCAGAAUUCAACAUAAUGAAUUCAACAAAACUUGUCUUAAAAAACUGGUUUCACUUUAAUUUUUUAAUUUUUUUAUUAUUGUUACUUUUUGCCUUUGGGCAUUUCUUUUGCUCACAAGAGGAUUGUGUGCUGUUUAAGAUGCCUGGAACCCUCUGAGAAGGGAGGUUUCUCCCCAGCUCCCUGCUCCCCUCCAUUAAGAGAUCUCCCCAACUCACUGUGGUCUCACAGAUCUGUGGUUGUGCUAUUCCCAGAAAGGACUGUGCCAAGGAAGAACAGGCAUCACAAGGAUCCUGUUCAAAUCUCUUGAGGAUGCAGCUGGUGCAAUGCCAGAGUCCCAAGGUCGAACCCUGUAGCAGUGGGCUGUGUGUCCAGGGCAGGGGCAAAAGGAAGGGGAUGGUGCAGUGUCAGGGCAGCUCCCAAGCAUGAGGUGAGCAGAGGAUCUGCUCCUCCAGGAGGGGUUGAUCCACAGGAGCUUCUGUGAUAAGGCUCUAGUAGAAGUCACACCUACACUCCACAAAGUCUCAGCUUUAGGUACAAAGAGCUGUACUGAUCUACAGUGGUUUGAGUCUGCCAAAUCUGGCUCUAAAAUGUAGUGUCACAGAAAAGAGUUUGACUCUUACUCCUGCCUAUAGGAAAAAGAACUUCAUGCUAAAAUGGAGUGAAAAAUUAAGAGGUGAUAUCUGUUUGAAAUAUCAGACUUAUCUGGCAGGUGAUAAUCAGUGCAUUCCAAAAAUAUUAAUACGCUGGAUCAGAUUGACAAGAAAAUUAAUCCUCAUUAGAUUAAAUUAAUCUGAAGAGAACUGAAAGUGCAUGAUAGCAAUUAGUAACUCUUCUUCCAUGUCACCAGAGUCAGAUUCCACUAUAUUAGUGAUGAAGGUGAAAAAACAACACAGCCCUUGAUUUAUAUACUUGGUGAAGCAGUUCCUAUACAUACAUAUGUAUGCACAGCCAUUAGUCAGCAGUGACAUCUCAGCCCUUAACAAAUUCUGGAGAGCUGUUGCUUGUCAGAAAGCACUCAGGUUAGGCCAAUGUUUGCAGCUUUUGCUCUAGCAUAUAUUUACAUUAGGUGUAAAGACAGGAAUGUAUGGAAGAGGGUAAAUGCAUUCCUAUCUACAAUGUUAUGUAUAUUUUGUUCCUGUUAUAUUGGCUUUACUUCCAAAGUUGUAGUUUGCAGUAUUAGUUUCUUUUUAUUGGUAUCCUUGCAUAUAUAUAUUCAAUAAAUGAGUUACGAAUUUCA
This is a messenger RNA of Cinclus cinclus, 5227 nucleotides long. RefSeq names its product PHD finger protein 6 (gene PHF6). The transcript is spliced from 11 exons. Gene Ontology annotation, cellular component: nucleus. Lineage: Eukaryota; Metazoa; Chordata; Aves; Passeriformes; Cinclidae. The coding region runs from base 65 to 1162 and encodes 365 amino acids. The record is from RefSeq and is a predicted model, not a curated record.